CUUCAAACAACUCCCACUUACAAAAUCGUGAAGAAAUGGGUUUAACAUUAUUUUACUGAUUCGACGAUUACUAGAAGCCUGAAGCUCCACGACGAGAUAAUAAUUUAUAGAAUAUUUACGUACAUCCGCUGAUAGAUUUCAUAUUUUUUAAAGUUCCUAUUUAGAUAAAGCCCUAAAAAUGUGGCAAUACAAAGCGGUGAUAGGAAUUUGUGCUUUUUUCGCGGUUUUCUUAAUAUCUGGAGAGACUGCUCAACUCCAAGGAGCUCAUAGAGGAGUUAAUAAUUCCAGGAGGGGAAUAUGUACCUUAGAAGUGCCAACUAUUGAUUUAAUUCCACCAGAAGAUAGACAUGGAUCAAUUCCUCGUGGUAAUGGGUCCAGAGCAGGCUACAGCAAAAUUGACAUUUGUUGUAAUGGUUACGAACGAGUACCACGCAGUCAUUUAGUUUGUCAACCCGUUUGUGACGGCUGCGAAAAUGGGAACUGUACGGCUCCAGGUGUCUGCCAGUGCAAGAGAGGAUACAUUCAUGACGAUUUCCACGGAGACUGCAUUCCUACUUGUCCCCAUGGCUGUCUCAAUGGAGUUUGUACGAUAACGGGAGCUUGUUCCUGUAACGCAGGAAAUACACUGAGCGGUAAUGGAAAAUAUUGCAUACCUCAUUGCUCAGGAGGCUGCGGACGAGGCGGUACUUGCGUGGGACCCGAAGUUUGUGCUUGUGCACAAGGAUUUUCAUUGGACCAGAGAACGAACAAAUGUGACUAUCAUUGCGAAGGAGGUUGUGGAGAAGGAAGUUGCGUUGGUCCGAAUCAAUGUUCUUGUAAACCCGGAUACAAAGUCGUUGGACAUACCUGUGUCCCAGAUUGCCCUAAGGGAUGCGUAAACGGAGACUGUGUAGGACCCAAUAGAUGUUCCUGUAAAGCUGGAUGGACUUUAGAUCCCAAUGGUUCUGUUUGUACGCCUCAUUGCAGUCAAUCUUGUCUUAAUGGUGACUGUAUUGCUCCUAAUCAAUGUGCUUGCAAAAAAGGAUACAGUCCAGCUCCAGGAGCACGAAACAGUGAAACCUGCGUAGCCCAUUGUCCAGGAGGUUGCCCUAACGGUAAUUGUGCAGCGCCCAAUUUCUGCAUUUGCAAUCCAGGAUUCAUCAAAGAGUCCAAAGGAAGUAAUAAUUGUAUUAGAAGAGUCAGAAGAUCUGCGAUGCAUUUCGAUCUAGUUCCUGAAGCGGUCUUGGAAGGAUUUUAAAUCGUGAAUAACUACUCAUAUUAUAUUUUUUGUUCGAAUAAAUUUGAGAUAUUUUAUUUAAUAUGAUAUUUACACUUUACAAACAAUCUUUUAGAUGUCAUUAAAACCGUUUUGUUUUAAGAUAUUUUUUAAAUUAUAAACACAAGACGAUACAACGAUAUUACUAUUUUUAAUUUUGAAUAUUUUGACUGAAGAAUAUAAUAAAGCUUUAGACAACUA
This is a messenger RNA of Psylliodes chrysocephalus, 1456 nucleotides long. The record is from the annotation of a GenBank genome assembly. NCBI's taxonomy places the organism in Eukaryota, Metazoa, Arthropoda, Insecta, Coleoptera, Chrysomelidae.